Molecule: messenger RNA, 1208 nt
Organism: Paralichthys olivaceus (Japanese flounder)
Lineage: Eukaryota; Metazoa; Chordata; Actinopteri; Pleuronectiformes; Paralichthyidae
Gene: fgfbp2b
Product: fibroblast growth factor binding protein 2b
Biological process (GO): cell-cell signaling
Molecular function (GO): growth factor binding
Source: RefSeq, a predicted model, not a curated record
CAUUCAUUCAUCACCGACACACCUAACAGCACCAUGAGAGCCAGGAUGAGACUGUUGCUGCUGGUUCUUGCAGCGACUGUUUGUUUGUCAUAUGCUCAGACCAACAACGUCAGCAAUGACAGCAAGCCUCAGCCGCAGCAGCCACAGCAGCAGCAGCAGCAGCAGCAGCAGCAGCAACAGCAGCCGCAGCAGCAACAGCAGCAGCAGCAGCAGCAGCGAAGCAUCUGGGAUGAGCCUAUUAGAUUCACCACCAAGACCAAGGACUCCUGUACCAUGGUGGUGUCUGGAGCUGGGGACUAUACUCGCCUGCGUGUCACUUGCAAAGGUCCCAGCCAGGGCCAGACCCCGGCACGCUCCUACUACUGCGACUUCCAGGGGAAACCCAACCUGUGCCGUGCCUACAACCUCAACCCUCGCCACUACUUCACCCAGUUGAUGUGGGAGAUGAGGAAGCUGAGCCACGCCUGCCAGGGACCCAAAGUCUACCGCCCACAGAUGUGCAAGAAAUACCCCGACGAGGCCCAGAUGACCUUCAUGAGCUCCUGGCCCAAGCCCAGCACCCCCAAGCCCAGCACCCCCAAGCCCUCCAAGCCCGUGCAGGAGCAGCGCAAAGUGGUGGUGCCCGCUCAGGUCAAGCCCGUCGCCACUCCUAAGCCUGUCAAGCCCCAGCCCCAGCAGCCCGGCAAGCCCCAGCCAGGCAAGGCCCCCCAGACCAAGAAAGCUACCCCCAAGCCUGCGAAGACCACUACUCGUCCCACAGAGCAGACCGACUCCAAGGCCUCCCGCAUAGCUACAGAGUACUGCUGGAAGAGCUUCCACGGCGUGUGCAGCUACUUCAUCAGCUGGUUCCAGAACUGAGAUGAUUCUGCAGACAAAGGUUGGAUUCAUAAGCGUCAGAUCCGGUCAGAACUCCUCUCGUCUACAUUUGACCACUCCAGGAUCUGAACGGGAGCCUCGUCAUCUCAUGGCCUUGUGAGGUCCCACUCCCCAUACUCCGCACGCAGCAUCUCACAGGCUGAGCUCACAUCACCCAACCUGCACCUGUGCACGGUUAACAAGGUUAACAGAUGACUGCUUAGAUCUGUAAAACACUCACAGCAAGGCUAAGGGAAAAUACUGCAGGCGUGUGAUUCUGUUUGUAUAUGAUGUAAAGUUCCCUCUUUUUAUCGCACACUCAGAUGUUUCGACAACAUUUAUUACUCCAGGAA